CAUGCAUGCUCAAUCAGAUCCGAAAUCGCAGUUCUGAUUUCCUUAUGGAGAUGAUUCUUUAGACCUGUAAAUUACGACUUUCCAUAUACAUCGAUACCCAUCUUUGUUUCCCAGUAAUAUAUAUAAGAAAGAAGAACAAUUAAUAGAAUAGAGGUUGAACUCGAAGAACAACGACAAUUAAUUAACCCACUAGAGUAACUCACAAAGAAAAGGGGGGUAAAAAAAAGAGAUGGAGGGCAGAAGAAAGGCUCUGAAUGGUUCAGUAUGGCUGUUGCUGUUGGUGGCUGCGAUGAUGAUGGGAAGGCAGCAAGUCGUUUUGGGAGGUAGGGCCGACUUCAAAAAGUGCUACGACGACUGCAUGAAGAACUGCAACCAACCUAUAGGCACAGAGCAGUGCAGCAUUGACUGCGUGGACAAAUGCAAACCUCCGUCGGCAACGGGCAGUACCCUUGGUUAUGUUGAUCAUCGUGGUGUUCAUUGAUCAGUAUGACAUAUGCUUUUUGUUUUCUUUCUUCGAAAACUGGAUUAAAAAAUCAAAAUAGAUCAUGUUGCGUGGUGUUUCUGAUAUAUUAUUAAUAAAGAUUUCCUACUUUGGAUUUUAUUGUUCCGGUGUUAUAUAUAUAUGAUUGCAAGGGAAUGAUGUAAGAUCAAUUUUUAGACUUCUUUCAAGAAUUCCGAGUCAAUAUUAUUGCAGCUUACUCUAACUGCCUCUCCAGAAAUUUUGUAAGUGCUAUGCUUGAAUGUGUAAACCAUUUUCUCCAUCAUCUAUCCGGAAGAGGUAGGAUGACACCUAAAUUUUUUUUCGGGAUAAAAAUUAUUAACCAAU
Messenger RNA from Linum trigynum, 826 nucleotides. Lineage: Eukaryota; Viridiplantae; Streptophyta; Magnoliopsida; Malpighiales; Linaceae. The record is from the annotation of a GenBank genome assembly.